CAGAUCAGUCAUGCCUCUCUUAGCGCUCUACACCACUCUGCUGGCUUUAAUAUGGACUCAGACUGUCCACUCCAGACCAGAGGACCACCAUCACACAGCCAGGAUCAGAAUAACUCGGAAAGAGAGCACAAUUAGCUCUUUUAACCUGCCGAAUUUAGAGACAGAUCCUGUGUGGAAGCUGGUGAAGGAUCCUACUAGCUCAAAAAUCUAUGCAGGAGCUUCUCAUGGCCUGUAUGAGUUUAACCCUGAAAAGAACCCUCCAGGAUUGACACAGGAGGCUUUGCCGAUUUUUAAGAAUGAAUGCAAUGGCAGUGGAUCUGGCUGUGAGCGUUCCAUCUUUGUGGUGACGGAAGGAAAGAAUGGAAAUCCUCUGUUUGUCUGUGGAACAGAGGUUAAAAAGUGCUGUGAAGUGGACUCAGGAUACAAUCCACGGAAUUGCUUUAAAAUGGAUGGAAGUGCAGGGAAAGUAAAUGAAUCUGCUCUGUAUAAUGGAGACACACUUUAUUUCACCAUCUCUGGAGACAGUUGUGCCACUGACACUUUGGGACUCUACAGACAAGCAAACCAGGGCUACACAUGGCCACAGACGAGAGACAUAGCGCAGACCUAUGUCAAAAUCAUAGCAGAUGAAAGCAGUGCAGCAAAAAACGGAAAACUGUACAACUUCUACAUAGAGAAGAAUCAAAAUGAUGACCCGGAGACGCCUUUAUGGAUUCCCCGAGUUUCUCGGUACUGCAUGUCAGAUACGGGGGGCAGUAAGAAUCAACUGCAGUACCGCUGGACCUCCAUGCUGACGGCACGCCUGUUCUGUGGAGACAAGAAGAUGAGAGUGACCUUCACAGAACUGCUGGAUGUUGCUGUUUUGGAUCCAAAGAACUGGAACACCACCAUGGUUUAUGCACUCUUCAGAAACAACUAUAACGCGACUGCUGUGUGUAUUUACAAAAUGUCUGAGAUCACACGGAUCUUCGCAAGCGGCAAGUUCAGACAUUCUACAGCGCCUCCUCAGCAAGCUGGAGAGUGUGUUUCAGACAAAAGCACAAGCUUUCUGAAGUUUAUGGAAAAGCGUCCGGAGAUGGAGGAAUGGAUCGAGCCUGAGCGGCAUCCCCUGCUGGUUGGCCAUCGACAUUACACACACUUGCAGGUGGACAGUGUGACCAGAAAUGACGUUACCUACAGCGUCCUCUUUUUGACCUUAGGUAAUGGCAGGAUCCAUAAAGUGGUGGAGCUGAAUGAUGGUCCCUUCAUCAUCGCCGAAUACGAGCCAUUUGAAUACAAGACACACAUCCAAAGCAUGCUGCUGGACAGAGCUACAAAAAAGCUGUAUGUGAGUUCCAGUAAUGAGCUGGUGCAAAUCGACCUGAAGACCUGCAGCAUAUAUGGGCAAGAAAAGUGUGAUUGUGUGUUUGCUAGAGAUCCUUACUGCGCCUGGAGCGGGAGUGCAUGUUCACCUGAUAUGCCACACAUGAGACUCGACGAUCCGGCUGAUUGUACAGCUGGGGUCACUGCCAAGCUGAUGUCAGAAACAUUGGUGAUCGUCCCUCCAAACUCCAAAUACCACUAUAAGUGCCCCACCUUCUCUCAACAUGCCUCAUACACUUGGGAACAUAACAGCAAGAAAAAAGAUUGCCUCCCCUUUCAACAGGAAUGUCUUCUACUAAUAGAAAAUAUGAGUGAGGAGGACGUGGGUCAGUAUGACUGCAUAGCUUCAGAGAACGGUCAAGAAAGGAAAGUCCUAUCUUUCCGCUUGGGGAACAGCGCCUCGCAGCCGAGAGUGCCUCCUCGCCUUCUGAUUCUGAUUUCUCUGAUCUGCUUCUGGUAUCAGGGCUGAGGAGAAUCAUCUGGCUGCAGACAUGCACUCUCAGCCUGUCUAUUGGCUGCGGAGAGAGAACGCUCACGUGCAUCACUGGGGCUGAGCGUGCAUCUCUCUGAGAGGGCAUGUCUGCAGCCAGGAGAAUGAGCAAUACUGCCACACACACUUGUUGCCACUGAAGAUGCAUCAGCUACUGGACCGCAUUCUUCAGGUGAAAUCUGUGGCAACCUGGAACCUGAACCUGAACUUUCUGUUUUAGCAAGCAAAAGAGUUUUCAUUCGUUUUUAUUUAAAAAAGUUUAAAUUCUUAAUACAUUUUAUUUAAAUAGGGCUAUGCUGAAUAUUUUAAAUUCCCAUUGUUAUUGUUAUUGUAUUGUUAAUAUAUGGAAAUAAUAGUUAUGCUUUUCUCAGAGUGCAAUAAACUGCCUGGCUUUCCAUCUGC
Molecule: messenger RNA, 2254 nt
Organism: Pygocentrus nattereri (red-bellied piranha)
Lineage: Eukaryota; Metazoa; Chordata; Actinopteri; Characiformes; Serrasalmidae
Product: semaphorin-7A
Exons: 14
Coding region: 11-1831 (606 amino acids)
Biological process (GO): positive regulation of ERK1 and ERK2 cascade; positive regulation of cell migration; axon guidance
Molecular function (GO): chemorepellent activity; semaphorin receptor binding; integrin binding
Source: RefSeq, a predicted model, not a curated record